AUGGUGCGUAGAUCGGCGAGAUUAAGAGAACAGGAGGCCCAAGAGGCGGUCCCGGAACCCAAGAAACAAAAGACAGAGACCAAGGAGCCAGUAGCAGCCCAAUUCAGCGAGGACCAGAAGCCCGCAGAGAAAAAGAACAACGACAAGGUGGAGUCAACCAACACUCUACAGGAGGGCGACGCGCUUCCCGACGAUCUGGAACUGGAAAACCAGGACGGCGAAAAAGUGGCGAUCGCGCAAUAUGCAAAGGACGCAAAGGUUCUGGUGGUGUUUUUGUAUCCAAAAGCAUCGACUCCAGGAUGUACGCGUCAGGCAAUCGGUUUCAGAGACAAGGCAGAAGAGCUGAUUAAGCUGGGCGCCACUGUAGUGGGGCUCAGUUCAGACUCGCCUAAGGCACAGACUACGUUCAAAACAAAACAGCAAUUGCCCUAUGAUUUGUGGUGUGACCCGUCAAAACAGCUAAUCGGGCUGCUUGGUGCUAAAAAACACCCUAACGGCAUCGUCAGGUCGGAUUUCAUUUUCCAGGAUGCAAUUCUGAAAGUCAAACGAGUCGGCAUCUCGCCAGAAAAGAGUUUCAAUGGUGCGAUCGAGCUAGUCAAGGGCCUCAGCGAGUGA
Messenger RNA from Ogataea haglerorum, 615 nucleotides. RefSeq lists its product as uncharacterized. The coding region runs from base 1 to 615 and encodes 204 amino acids. Gene Ontology annotation, biological process: cellular response to oxidative stress; cell redox homeostasis. Gene Ontology annotation, cellular component: cytoplasm. Gene Ontology annotation, molecular function: thioredoxin peroxidase activity. The transcript has a single exon. NCBI's taxonomy places the organism in Eukaryota, Fungi, Ascomycota, Pichiomycetes, Pichiales, Pichiaceae. The record is from RefSeq and is a predicted model, not a curated record.